This is a messenger RNA of Serendipita indica DSM 11827, 618 nucleotides long. The record is from the annotation of a GenBank genome assembly. Lineage: Eukaryota; Fungi; Basidiomycota; Agaricomycetes; Sebacinales; Serendipitaceae.
AUGGGUGCAAAUCUAUCAAAAGCAUUAGGUUCGUGUCCUCUCCGCGAGCUCCCACCCGUCGUCGCCUCCGCUAACACGGCCUCUGGUCCCCCAGGCAAGCUCUUCCAGAGCAGAGAAAUGCGCCUCUUGAUGCUCGGACUCGAUGCGGCGGGAAAGACAACCAUUCUGUACAAACUAAAGCUCGAUCAAUCUGUCACAACAAUUCCUACUGUCGGAUUUAAUGUGGAGACGGUAACCUAUAAGAAUGUAAAAUUCAACGUUUGGGACGUGGGCGGUCAAGACAAGAUUCGCCCGCUUUGGCGACAUUACUUCACCGGAACCCAGGGCCUCGUCUACGUCGUCGACUCCUGCGACCGUGAACGCAUCGACGAAGCUCGUCAGGAGCUCCACCGCAUCCUGAGCGACCGGGAGAUGGCCACCUGUCUUCUCCUUGUCUUCGCCAACAAGCAAGACUUGCCCGGAGCCAUGUCCCCCGCCGAGGUCACAGAGAAGCUCGGUCUCCAUAGAAUGCGCGACAGGCUGUGGUACGUUCACCCCAGCUGUGCUACCACCGGAGAGGGUCUCUUCGAAGGCCUUCAAUGGCUAUCAAACACUGUCCGCCGACAGCCCCAGAAGUAG